AUGGUCAGAAAGUGGUUAUUCGGAAGCUUCUCUGAAGCUCCAGCACCCAAGGUCGAUCCCAGCCUAUCAGAUGUUACGGUAUGGACGACAACUAGCACGACGGGACCGGAUACAGACGUCACGUCCACCCCUAACGACGACGUCGCCCUGUCCAUCCAUCCGUUGCCCACGAAAGAUGGCCUUAUCGCCAAGAUCACUCCUCCAGCCGCGCCCGCCAAGUUCAUCGCCCACGUGCCGUGCGAUAUCGUUCUCGUCAUCGACGUGUCGGGGAGCAUGGGUUGCAACGCCCCGGUCCCAGCCAAAUCGGGAGAAAGACCGGAAGACUACGGCCUGUCCGUCUUGGAUCUGGUGAAGCAUGCCGCGCGCACGAUUAUAGAGACGAUGGACGAGGGUGAUAGACUUGGCAUUGUGACCUUUGCGUCCAGGGCCAAGGUUUUGCAGAAGCUCACCCCGAUGACUGGGAAGAAUAAGAGGCUCGCGGAAAAGAAUAUUAAGAGCAUGAGGCCCAUUGACUCGACUAACUUGUGGCAUGGAAUCUUGGAGGGCAUCAAAGUGUUCAACGAGGGUGGCGAGGUGAAUACCGGGAGGGUUCCUGCUAUCAUGGUCCUGACGGAUGGAUUGCCGAAUUAUAUGUGCCCCAUCCAGGGAUAUGUACCGAAGCUCCGCGCCAUGGAACAGUUGCCGGCCUCGAUACAUACGUUUGGCUUUGGAUACUCGUUGAGGUCUGGGCUUCUAAAGUCCAUCGCCGAGAUUGGCGGCGGCAAUUACGCCUUCAUCCCUGACGCAGGAAUGAUUGGAACUGUCUUCGUUCACGCCAUGGCCAACUUGCAAGCGACAUAUGCCGUCAACGCGACACUACGACUCACCUACCCAGCUGUCCUUGACUUGGAGGAAACAACAGGUGACUCGGUCGUCAAACAAGAAGUCAUCACUCUCCCCGAUGAGGAGGGCGAACCAAAACAGCUCUCAAUCUCUCUAGGAAACCUACAGUAUGGCCAAUCAAGAGACAUCUACCUCCGAGUAAAAGCCCCAAAGGACCUCGCCCCCGAAUGCUCCAACAUCAUCGCCUCCGUGGAAUACUCCCGCAUGACAAGCGCACUUUACAGAAAAACAACCGAACAAUCACUCCAGAACCCAACUACCCUCCCCGAAACCGAAAUAGCAUACCACAUCUCCCGCUCGCAGAUAUGUUCCUUCCUCUCCUCCAUCAUCCCCCUCAAGGAAAACGGCGAGCACGAAGCUCUGGAGGAAAUCCCGCCACCAAAGCUCAAAGAACUCGAAACGCUCAUCACAACCAUACCCGCGCAAAUGUUCCCCGACGAACCAAAGAACAACUCCCUACUCCAAGACCUCUCGGGCGCGGAACCAAAGGGCCAAAUCUCCCUCGCGCUGACGAAACCAGACUACUACGUGAAAUGGGGCGUCCACUACCUCCCCUCGCUCCUGAACGCGCACACCAGACAAAUCUGCAAUACGUUCAAGGACGCGGGGCCGCUACAGUACGGCGUCGACAGCGCCAUGUUCAUCGCCUGCAGGAACAAACUCGACGACGCAUUCGAUACGCUGCCUCCCCCGAAGCCGUCGAACGGGGCCACCGCGACCCACCGUGGAAACUUCAGCAUGAGCUCGUACAACAACGGCGCGGGCGUCUGCUUCAUCGCCUCGACCCCCGUUUGUCUUGCGUCCGGCCGGGAGGUGCCCAUCAAGUCUCUCCGGAGAGGUGUCGCAGUACAGACGCCUUCUGGUCCGCGGCGCGUCGUCGCCGUUCUCAAGACUCCUGUGCGUAGAGAAAUAAUGUGCCGCGUCGGGGAACUGGUGGUGACUCCCUGGCAUCCGAUCUCGGCGGAUGGAGGAAAGUCGUGGGUUUUCCCCGCGAAUGUGGCGCGCCGGCCUGUGAGAUACACGGGGUGUAUUUACUCCGUCCUCCUGCAGCCUGAUCAGAACUCUAAUGCGCACGCAAUCAAAGUUGCGGGCGUAUGGGGCGUGACGCUGGGUCAUGGGCUUACUAUCGGGCAGGAUGUGCGGGCGCAUCACUUUUUCGGACAUUAUGGUAGAGUUGUCAGCAGUCUGAGGAGCAUUGGAGUGCGCAGAAGUGGCAUUGCCGUUGGAGGAGGUGUUAGUCGGGAUACUAGGACUGGAUUGGUUCGUGGCUUCAGGCCGGCUCAGAAGGUUAUGAUGCACAGGGGAAAACAGGCCGCUGGCAAACCUGUGUGA
Molecule: messenger RNA, 2214 nt
Organism: Colletotrichum truncatum
Lineage: Eukaryota; Fungi; Ascomycota; Sordariomycetes; Glomerellales; Glomerellaceae
Product: u-box domain-containing protein
Source: RefSeq, a predicted model, not a curated record